AUGCUGGUAAAAGACUUCCCACAGAUCAAAAGUAUCAAAACUUUCAUUUUCAACCAACCCGGCGUCGGCGGAGACUACCAUAAUGUUGAAAGGGGCCAUUGGUUGAUCGACCAUCCCAUUGCCAACCCCAUGUCCAAGUUUGAAGAGUACCGUGCCUCUCGUGUCAGUUGGGGAAUCAAUGUUUUGGGUUCUUUCUGUGUUGAAAUCGAAGCAACGAAUGGCGUUAAGGGAUUUGCUACUGGUUUUGGAGGCCCACCUGCUUGCUGGUUAGUAGCCAAUCAUUUCAGACGUUUCUUGAUUGGAGCUGAUCCAAGAGAUACUACUUUGUUAUGGGAUAAGAUGUUUAGAGCUUCCAUGUUUUACGGUAGAAAAGGUUUGACUGUGGCUGUCAUCAGUGUCAUAGAUUUGGCUAUCUGGGACUUGUUGGGAAAGUUGAGAAACGAGCCCGUCUACAAGAUGAUUGGAGGUGCUACUAGAGAAAGAUUGGACUUUUACUGUACUGGCUGUAGACCAGACAUAGCUAAGGAAGUUGGUUUCUGGGGAGGUAAAGUUGCUUUACCUUAUGGUCCAGCAGAGGGUCACGAUGGUCUUAGAAGAAAUGUCGAGUUUUUGAGAAAGCAUCGUAAGUCCGUAGGACCAGACUUCCCCAUUAUGGUAGAUUGCUACAUGUCUCUUAAUGUAUCGUAUGUUAUCGAUUUGGUAAAUGCUUGCAAAGACUUGAACAUCAACUGGUUUGAAGAGGUCUUGCAUCCAGAUGACUUUGACGGUUUCCAGAAGUUGAAGAGUGCCUGCCCGUGGAUGAAAUUCACAACUGGUGAACAUGAGUACUCCAAGUAUGGAUUCAGAAAGUUGAUCGAAGGUAGGAAUGUAGACAUCUUGCAACCUGAUAUCAUGUGGGUCGGUGGUCUUACUGAAAUCCUCAAGAUCUCUCAUCAAGCUGCUGCCUACGAUAUUCCAGUAGUUCCACAUGCUUCUGGUCCAUAUUCGUACCAUUUUGUAAUCUCUCAAGAAAAUACUCCAUUCCACGAAUACUUGUCGAACUCUCCGGACUCGAUGUCUGUGUUGCCAGUAUUUGGGGAACUUUUCACCGAUGAACCAGUUCCUACAGAAGGUUAUUUGCUGAUUACGGAAUUUGACAAACCUGGGUUUGGCUUGACUUUGAACCCAAAGAUCGAGUUGAUCAAUGGCGACUGCUUAUUAUCGCCUAAUCCAGAAAGACCAUUAAGUAUUCAAAAUGGAAAUGGACAUGCAAAGACCAAUGGCAAUGGAACCAUCAAGAAUGGCCAUUAG
Scheffersomyces stipitis CBS 6054 is the source of this 1290-nucleotide messenger RNA. Its product is annotated as L-rhamnonate dehydratase. Gene Ontology annotation, biological process: carbohydrate catabolic process. The record is from RefSeq and is a predicted model, not a curated record. Lineage: Eukaryota; Fungi; Ascomycota; Pichiomycetes; Serinales; Debaryomycetaceae. The transcript has a single exon. Bases 1 to 1290 code for a protein of 429 amino acids. Gene Ontology annotation, molecular function: magnesium ion binding; L-rhamnonate dehydratase activity.